Molecule: messenger RNA, 746 nt
Organism: Panicum hallii
Lineage: Eukaryota; Viridiplantae; Streptophyta; Magnoliopsida; Poales; Poaceae
Exons: 2
Coding region: 52-408 (118 amino acids)
Source: RefSeq, a predicted model, not a curated record
AUCGAUCCCCUUUUGGCCUUCUUCCAUCCAAAUUGAGCACGAAACCCUAGAAUGGAGGCAGCCCACGGCGGCGGCAGCGCCGGCGGCGGGUCAAGGCAGGGCUUGCGCGUGGGGCUGGGCACUGGCCUGCCGUGCGCGCGGGCCGCGAGCGCGCUGGGGCGAUUGCAGGUGUGCGGCCUCGCCUCGGACGCGCGAGCGCUCUUGGGCGGGCGGAUGCGCCUCAGACCCGCGAGCGCGCCUGGGCGGGCGGCGCGUGGGGGCAGCGGCCGCGCCUGGUGGCCAGCGCACGUGGGGCGGGCGGCCAUGCCUGGUGAGGAUGUGACUCGAGCCGACCUGAGCUGCUCUCCAUUAACUACCCUUUGCCUUCUUGUCAAACACCACCACCUGAUACCUCCAAGUAUAGAAUAGAUAACCAAAAUGCACAACGGAAGGCAAAGGCAAAGAAGGCCAUGGGAAAUAAGCAGCAAAACUUGGUGCGAGCAAAACUUUGGUGCGACUUGGGACUACGGAAUUGUAUACAUAAUAUAGAAUAUUCUAGAGUAAAGGAUGAAGCAUGUCCCAUACCUUAUAUCUAUUGUAACUACUCGUAUGCGAGUAGUACUAGUCGGAACAGAAAAAACUAUCUGAGUAGUACUCAUGUAGGACUCCUCUUAGUAUCGGGCUAAGAUUCUAUGUAACCCUAUCCCGCAAGACUAUAUAAGGGCGGGUAGGGACAUCCUUCAAACAAUCAUCACACCAAUAAUCAA